CCCACUAGGAGUACCCCUAGUGUAAGGGCUUCCCUAGCUGAUAUAACCAGCUGUAGGCCAUGCCUUUUCACAGCCUGGGGUGUAGGGGAUAUUCCAGGGGCACAGUUGGGGACAGGAACUCUGCUGCUGCCCGAGGCUACUCUAAUUUAGCCUGGGGGACCAGGAAGGCCCAUUGGACAGCCCUAGAGUAAGCCGCCUUGGCCUUUUAUCCCUUCCUGCACUGAGGGGGACCUCAGCCAGGCCAGAGAAGUGGCUCUAAGGUUCCUGUCCAGAAGACCUUGCAGUCUAAGGGCCCAUUCGCAGAUGAGUGGCCCGUGGCCCCAGUGAAGGCCAGGCAUUUCUUCCAGUAGCCAACCCUCUGCAGCGUUCGCAGGCUCAGGCUCUAGAUAACUUCUUUCUCACCGGCGUGCCGAGGCGGGGAGGUUAUUUGAAGGGGACACCUGCGGGACACCGGGCGCCACACGACCAAGCAUGCCACGUGCCGUCGAGGGCAGCCAGGAAGCAGUAGCAGGCAGGUGGGGUGGGAGGCAGUAAGACCCCCCAGGCCUGGCGAGCCACAGUGGCUUGGGCCACCAGAACCCUUCCCGCCCCCGCGAAAAGAGGCUGGUGCACGGGCAGGACAGCAAGGCAGCCUCUGCCUUGCACGUUUCGUUAUGAAUCCACCCUGCAUUUGCUGUGGCACUGAGCGUGGGCUCAAGCCUGGAAGGGAGCAGCCUGGCUACUGCACCCACGGGCAGCCAGGAGCAGCUCUCCCCCUCCUGCUUCUCUCUCUCUUUUAUUUUUUUAUUUUUUUUUGCAAGGGUGGGGGGAAAAAAAAAAAAACCCUGCUGCAAUGUGCAAAGCGGCUCGGGAGAGGCAGCGGCCCGGCCAAUCAGAAGGGCUAGCUCCGAAAGUUGCCUUUUAUGGCUCGGGCGCUACCGCUCUGGCCCCAUAAAACCCGGCUCGCGAGGCGGGCUGGAGUAGCUGUGAGCUCCCUCUGCACGCGCCACAUUGCCCCCCAAGCCGGCUGAGCCGCCGCUCUUCCCCAAAGGGUUUAAACUUGCAACUUCCUCUAGUUCGCCAUGGACGAUGAUAUUGCUGCACUCGUUGUGGACAAUGGUUCCGGUAUGUGCAAAGCUGGUUUUGCUGGGGAUGAUGCCCCUCGUGCUGUCUUUCCAUCCAUCGUUGGUCGCCCCAGACAUCAGGGUGUGAUGGUUGGUAUGGGCCAGAAAGACAGCUACGUUGGUGAUGAAGCCCAAAGUAAAAGAGGUAUCCUGACCCUGAAAUACCCCAUCGAACAUGGUAUUGUCACCAACUGGGAUGACAUGGAGAAGAUCUGGCACCACACCUUCUACAAUGAACUCAGAGUUGCCCCUGAGGAGCACCCUGUGCUGCUCACAGAGGCUCCCCUGAACCCUAAGGCCAACAGAGAAAAGAUGACACAGAUCAUGUUUGAGACCUUCAACACCCCAGCCAUGUACGUAGCCAUUCAGGCUGUGUUGUCCCUGUACGCCUCUGGUCGUACCACUGGUAUUGUGAUGGACUCUGGUGAUGGUGUCACCCACACUGUGCCCAUCUAUGAAGGUUAUGCCCUCCCCCACGCCAUCCUCCGUCUGGAUCUGGCUGGCCGUGAUCUGACGGACUACCUCAUGAAGAUCCUGACAGAGAGAGGCUACAGUUUCACCACCACAGCCGAAAGGGAAAUCGUGCGCGACAUCAAGGAAAAGCUGUGCUACGUUGCUCUGGACUUCGAACAGGAGAUGGCCACCGCUGCCUCUAGCUCUUCCCUGGAGAAGAGCUAUGAACUCCCUGAUGGUCAGGUGAUCACCAUUGGCAAUGAGAGGUUCAGGUGCCCAGAAGCCCUCUUCCAGCCAUCUUUCUUGGGUAUGGAAUCCUGUGGCAUCCAUGAAACUACCUUCAACUCCAUCAUGAAGUGCGAUGUGGAUAUCCGUAAAGACCUGUACGCCAACACCGUGCUGUCUGGUGGUACCACCAUGUACCCAGGCAUUGCUGACAGAAUGCAGAAGGAGAUCACAGCCCUGGCACCCAGCACAAUGAAAAUUAAGAUCAUUGCCCCCCCUGAGCGCAAGUACUCUGUCUGGAUUGGUGGCUCCAUCCUUGCCUCUCUGUCCACCUUCCAGCAGAUGUGGAUCAGCAAGCAGGAGUACGACGAAUCCGGACCCUCCAUUGUCCACCGCAAAUGCUUUUAAACCGGACUGUUACCACAUCCCACCUUUGAUAAAACCCAAAUUGCGCAUAAAACAAGAUGAGAUUGGCAUGGCUUUAUUUGUUUUUUUUGGCGCUUGACUCAGGAUUUAAAAACUGGAAUGGUGAAGGUGACAGCAGCAGUCUUAACGUGUUGGAGUGAACGUCCCCAAAGUUCUACAAUGCAUCAGGACUUUGAUUGUACAUUUGUUUUUUUAAUAGUCAUUCCAAAUACUGCAUAAUGCAUUAUUACAGGAAGUUACUUGCCUCUGUGAAGGUAGCAGCCCAGCUUGAAGGAGCUAAUGCCAUAACUGGUGUUAGAGUAAUGCUUGUUGGUAAAUUAUGUAACCCAACCAAGUGUCUUUUUUUUGUAUCUGCCGCCUUAAAACAACACUUGAUCCUUUGGUUUUUUUUUGUUUGGUUUUUUAUCAAGCAACUGGGCUGUGUUCCCCAAUUCUAGAUGUGAAUGAAGGCUUUACAGUGCCCCUUGAGAGUCCAAUGAGAAGUGGUGCCAGUAUGUGGGGGAGGGGAGGGGCUACCUGUACACUGACUUAAGACCAGUUCAAAUAAAAGUGCACACAAUAGA
Dermochelys coriacea (leatherback sea turtle) is the source of this 2770-nucleotide messenger RNA. It is a transcript of the gene ACTB, whose product is annotated as actin beta. The transcript is spliced from 6 exons. The coding region runs from base 1062 to 2189 and encodes 375 amino acids. NCBI's taxonomy places the organism in Eukaryota, Metazoa, Chordata, Testudines, Dermochelyidae. The record is from RefSeq and is a predicted model, not a curated record.